AGGAGAAGGAAGCAAACGAGAGGAGAAAGUGGAAGCAAGAGAGUGUCAGUGAAAGAAGGCAGUCUGACUGCACAAAAAAGGCGCUCGGCAAAUAGCGCGCACUCAUUGAGUCAGUUAAAUUCUGAACACGGAGGGCUUGUGCAUUUGAGCUCAAGAAAACAGUUUUCAGUGUGGAGGGACAGGACAGAGACAGACAGAAACAGAGGAAGUGGAGUGAAAAGAGGAGAGGAGAGGUUCUUUGUGGAGAGAUGGACUCAGAUUCUGGGGAUCAGAGUGAAGGAGAGAUCUCUCCAGGGCAAGAGAGCUUCAACUCCAAGAGUUUGGCCCUUCAGGCCCAAAAGAAGAUCUUGAGUAAAAUGGCCACCAUGGCCGUGGCAAACCUCCUCACGGACGACACCAGCAGCGAGAUUCUGGACGAACUCUACAAGGCCAGUCGUGAAUACACCAAGAGCAAAAAGGAAGCCCACAAGAUCAUCAAAGAUGUCAUCAAGAUCGCACUGAAAAUUGGCAUUCUCUACCGGAACCACCAGUUCAGUCAUGAUGAGAUGGAGACCGUUGAGCGCUUCAAAAAGAAGAUGAACCAGGCAGCCAUGACGGUGGUGAGCUUUUACGAGGUGGAGUACACGUUCGACCGCGGCAUUCUUUCCGAGCUGCUGAUGGAAUGUAGGGACCUUCUUCACGAGCUGGUGGAGCACCACUUGACCAUGCGGUCCCACGGGCGAAUCGACCACGUCUUCAACCAUUUCGCAGACGUGGAUUUCCUGACCGAGCUGUACGGCCCAUCUGAAGAUUACAGAUUUAACCUGAGGAAGAUCUGCGACGGGAUAAACAAACUCCUAGAUGAAGGCACACUUUAACCUCCAGUUCACAGUCCGUCAGAUGAGACUCCAUCAGGCCGCUGGGAUUCGAACUGAGCGAUUUUACACAACUUGUGUGAUUUUUGUUUGAAAGAUGGGCUGUCAUGAUAACUUGAUGAUGGGAUUGUAACCCAACCUGUAGGGGAUGGUCACCCAGACGCAGAUUAAAGUCAAAUCCUGGUCUAUUUUGUCAACAUUCCGAAUGAUUGUUUGGGGAAAAUCUGUUUAAGUAGAAAACCUGAAUGAAUCGGUGUCCCUAAAACUUGCCCUUUGUGUGAAAUUGCAGGAACGUUUUAAAUUACAAGCUCCUUUAUAUGCACUGUAUGAAAUUUGACCUACCUAUCCUUUAUGAAUGGCCUAUCAAUGCAACCCUAGCUCUCUUCAGUAUGUCUACAAGAACCAGUUAAGAUGUCCAGUUAAUCUACUCGAAAGUUAAAGGGAUAUAGUUCACCCCGAAAUGGACAGUCUGUCGUCAUUUACUCAUCCUCGUGAUGUUCCAAACCGGUAUGGCUUUAUUUUUUACUGCGGAACACAAAGGAGAUGUUUAGCAUAAUCUUUCAAGGUCUCCUUUUCCGUAAAAUGAAAUCAACGGGAACAAAAAGUAACAAUAAAUGUACCAUAAAAAUAAUCCACUGAAAUUUGUCCAUAUUCACUGAUAAUUUCCCCUUCUGACAACUUUUUUCAUUAUACCAAAAUUAGAUAAAACAAUCAGUUAUUAAAGUUGCACAAAACAAUGUCAUUUGGUUUUAUUGAUGGCAAACCUGACCCAAUUUGUUCUCACAGCAUAUUUGAAUGUGGAAAUGAACUUAAAUAUAUCAUUACUUCAUUUUGAAGUCCAACGCCAUUCACUUUCUUGUAUGGAUCACCUCUAAGUAACACAGGCUUGAAACAAGAUAAGGCAAGUAAAUGAUGAUGGAAUUUAUAUAUUUUGGAUGUGCUAUCGCUUUAAGAUUGCAAAAGCAUUGAGAGUUUAAUAAAAAAUGGCGCAGACCUUUGUUGAACAGAGUGUUUGCCAAAAAUAAAUAACUGAAGUGCAGCAGAAAGAUUGUAAAUAGACUUUGGGGUUUUGGUCUUUUCUCUUUUGCCUUUGUAAUGACUCAGUGUCACAGCAGCUCCCAUGAUCCUGCUUGGUUUUUCCAGAUCCUGAUGUUUCAGAGCAUGUAAAUGUGUGUAUACAUGCAGGAGAGAAAUGUGACUAUUCCAUAAGCCUGUUCAGUAACCCCAGAGUGUAGCACUAUUAGCUAUCAUUAAACGGUCCAUAUGAA
Molecule: messenger RNA, 2122 nt
Organism: Rhinichthys klamathensis goyatoka
Lineage: Eukaryota; Metazoa; Chordata; Actinopteri; Cypriniformes; Leuciscidae
Gene: tnfaip8l3
Product: tumor necrosis factor, alpha-induced protein 8-like 3
Exons: 2
Coding region: 249-857 (202 amino acids)
Biological process (GO): regulation of apoptotic process
Cellular component (GO): cytoplasm
Source: RefSeq, a predicted model, not a curated record